Molecule: messenger RNA, 1633 nt
Organism: Stylophora pistillata
Lineage: Eukaryota; Metazoa; Cnidaria; Anthozoa; Scleractinia; Pocilloporidae
Product: adenosine receptor A2b-like
Biological process (GO): G protein-coupled receptor signaling pathway
Cellular component (GO): plasma membrane
Molecular function (GO): G protein-coupled receptor activity
Source: RefSeq, a predicted model, not a curated record
AAUAAUUUAGUAUUUGAUGAAACCCGAGACUAAUAACCAGGCCUUUGACACUUUAAAUAAUUUUCCUCUACAGUCUAAAUGAAUGGAUGCUGUCGAGGAAGUCUGUAACUGAUUCUUAUGUGGGAAGUAAGGUUUCAGCGAUCGUGGCAGGACGAGUAGUUUUCAAACGAAGUAUCUCUUACUGCAAUCACAAUUAACCAACAAGAAUAAGGAAACGAAAACCGAAUGAUGUCGAUGACAAAUGUAACAGAAGGUGAAACACAAGAAAAAACAUUUGAAGAACUGCUAUGCUCCCCCGCUUUGGUGGGUGGGCUUCAACAAGAAUCAAUUCUUUUCUCAGCAGUUAACAUUCUCCUUUCCAUCACAGCAUUUUUUGGAAAUUUUCUCAUCCUUGUUGCCCUUUACAAGGAUUCUUCCCUUCAUCCGCCGUCCAAGCUUUUGUAUCGCUGUCUGGCAACAACUGAUCUGUUGGUUGGUCUUGUUGCCCAGCCUCUUUAUGCUACUUAUUGCAUGUCCUUGGUUUACGCGCGUUGGAAUCUUUGUCAAUAUGUAAGGGAAGCUGUCUACGUAACAGGCUAUGCAUUAUGUAAAGUUUCCUUAUUGACGAUGACGGCCAUAAGUUUAGAUAGACUUCUCGCCUUAUUGCUGGGGCUGAGGCACAGACAGAUUGUAACUUUGCGUCGCACAUAUAUCAUGGUAGCUAGCUUUUGGGUUCUAUCUAGUGUCAUUGCUUCAUCCUACACAUUAGAUUACUCUGUAACAUUUUUCUAUGGCCGUAUAUUGAUGCCAACUUGCAUAAUUGUAUCAUUCGCCUCAUACGCGAAAAUUUUUCACACUCUCAGUCAACAUCAGGCUCAAGUACAAGACCAGUUUCAUCAUCAAACUAGCCAUCCGAACAUUUCUCGAUACAAGAAGGCAGCGAACAGUGCACUGUGGGUGCAGUUAGCACUAGUUAUCUGUUAUUUGCCAUUUGGUGUAGUGGAUAUUGUGAUCAGCAAUAGCAAAAUAUAUUCAUCGCUCUUAGUCAUCGUAAGAGGAUUAACAGUUGUCCUUGUUUUCUUUAACUCGACGUUGAACCCUUUAAUUUAUUGUUGGAAAAUUAGUGAGGUAAGACAAGCAGUAAAGCAGACAAUCAGACGAGCACUUUGUUGACCAUGGAGUUAAAACGCCGUUGAACUGUACUCGAUUGAAUACAUUCAAAGCUUACUCAUUAAGAGACGUUUAUUAUUUGAGAACGUGCGCUCAAAUAUCACUGCUGGAAGUUUGUCGAUGGAAUUUUCUUUUGCACCUAAACAACUAAAGGAAAGGCAAUGGAAACAAAUCCGUAUAGAACAGUUUUUUGCGGUCAAACUCCCCAGUUUAUCACGAGUACAGCAAGUCAUUUUCGAUCAGACGAUUUGCAUGUUUAUUCUUCAGAGCAAUAUGUUGCACUUAAUAAAACGUCAAAAGUAGUUUAAGAGAAUCGCUCGAUGUUUUACCAUAACCGAUGUAAGUGUUUUACCAUAAUAAUAAUAGUAAUAAUGAUAAAUUUUCAGCUAAAAGAUGACGCCUGGAGAUUACGCCAUAUUGCUAGACAUGCAGGCUCAGUUCCCUGGGAAAAAUGUCUUUUAUGUAUAUAAAAAUGUGAUUAUGG